AUGGACAGAAAGAACUCAAGAGUGUUAAAAAAUCAAGAAGAAAAUCUGGAAUUGUUUACCCUAAUAUGGCUCGAUGCAGACGUUAGCAGUACAGCUGAAAAUGUGGAAACAGCAUCUAAACUACGACGUAUUAUCAAUUUUAUAAAAUUAUUCGAUAACCUUAAAACUGAACAAAAUAAUUUCAAAGAAUCUAAAAUAAAUUUGUAUCGUGGUCAAAUAAUGUCAUUGACAGAAGUCGAGAAAAUGAAAACAAGUAUUGGUCAACUAAUAUCGAUGAACUCCUUUUUUUCAACAAGCUUAAAUCGAGAUGUAGCUCUUCAGUUUGUCAAAUUGAUCAGCAAGUUUAGUGGGAAUAUGCAAUCUGUUUUAUUUGAAAUUGAAGCAAAUACCGAUUUAAAAGAAACAAAACCAUUUGCUCUUAUAAAACAUUUAAGUUAUUAUGAAAAAGAAGACGAAGUUUUGUUUAUGCUCGGCUUAAUAUUUCGACUUGUAUGUGUUGAAUUCGAUGAUAAGGAAAACGUGUGGAGAAUCGAACUAGUACUACAAAGUGAAAAUGACUACGAACUGAAGAAUGUUUUAAAUUACAAGAAAGAGGAUAUGGAAGACAAGACUAGCCUCUUGUCACUUGGCAGACUGCUAUCUGACAUGGGUAAAUUGAAUCAAGCCCAAAAAUAUUUUUAUUGUGUGAUAGAUGAUCUGUUAGAAGUCGGGGAUCGACAAAUAGCUUUUUGUUAUUAUGAGCUUGGAAAUAUUGCUCGUGCAAAGGGCAAUUACGAUGAUGCUCUAUUUUUAUUUCAAGUAGUUCUUGACCUAAAAUCAAAAUAUUUUGCAAUUAACAGUGCAUCUAUGGCAGCAACUUAUUCUAGCAUUGGUAGUACUUAUAUGUGUAAAUGCGAAUACGAAUUAGCAUUAGAGAACUAUACCCGCUGUCUUCAGAUUUUCCUGGCCACUAAAGGGCCAAAAUGA
Molecule: messenger RNA, 966 nt
Organism: Didymodactylos carnosus
Lineage: Eukaryota; Metazoa; Rotifera; Eurotatoria; Philodinida; Philodinidae
Source: the annotation of a GenBank genome assembly